Molecule: messenger RNA, 564 nt
Organism: Trifolium pratense (red clover)
Lineage: Eukaryota; Viridiplantae; Streptophyta; Magnoliopsida; Fabales; Fabaceae
Exons: 3
Coding region: 1-564 (187 amino acids)
Source: RefSeq, a predicted model, not a curated record
AUGACUACGGCUCCAGAUGAGACUGUCAAGAAAUACCAUGAACUGAUCCACAUUAAGCAUGGAAUAGAUAAAGUUGAGUAUCAACUAAGGGUUUUGAAAAAGUGGAAUGUUCUUGAUGUUAGUAAGCAUGGUCGGAUUCACUCAGUCGAUAUGAUUUUAAUUGACAAAAAUGGUCAUAAAAUCCAAGCUUCCAUUCCUGGUCUUCUUCGUUGUAUGUUCGAUGAACUCAUAGUGGAAGGAUAUGUGUAUGUGAUGUCCAAUUUCUUUGUCCAAUACAACGAGGGUAAGACAAUGGCCAGUUACCACAAAAAUUUGUUUGUGUUUAAUGUUAACAUUGAAGUGAAACUGUCAUGGAGCUCUAAGGUUCCAAGAUUCGGAACCUCUCUAAUUGGAUCUGAGAAUGUUCUUGACCUGUCUGAGAGAUUCAAAUACUUAGUUGAUGUUAUCGGUGUUGUUACCUACAUUCGACAUGAUAAGAACUACUUUGAUGACGGUAGCGCCUCAAAGACCGUUGCUUUUAAACUCACAGAUCACAGGCUUGUAGUUUUAAGAAUUCCAUAUUAA